AGCAAAACUCAUGCUAUGAGCUUUUAUGUGGAACUCCAUAUAGACACAGUACAUGCUGAGUAAGAGAAAGGGAGGAGUUGUGAAAAAAAAAGUGGUGGAUUUAAGACAGACUAAAUGUUAUGAGGAGAUACGGAAGACAAGUGGAAGGAGUGUGUGCAUCAGGAAUGGAGAUGUUUAGCUUUUUGUUGAUGACUUUCCUUUUUGGAAGUGGUAGCUUCUUAACCAUGCAGAGAGAUGAGGCUGCUGGCCGUAUUUCCUCAUUAGGCUGUAUUUUGCCUAAAGCCUGUCCAAUGACUGGCUAUGAGAGUUGGUUCAGAGUGGGGUCACGCUGUGUCAAAUACUUUGGGAAUCCUCUCAACUUCACUGCAGCUGAGUUCAGCUGCAGAAGCAAAGCCCCUGGUGGACACCUGGUGUCAAUGCACAACACAAAGGCUAAUGCUGACGUGCUCUGCAUUGUGAUCAAAUACAGUCCACAAAACCUGCGCAUCUGGAUCGGAGGCUUUGAGUUGUUUCAGUCUGGUAGAUUUGUCUGGACCGACGGUUCCUUUUGGAACUAUCAAAUCUGGACACCCGGUGAGCCCAAGCACAGAUUCAGCAACAGGGAGGACUGUGUGGAAAUGAACUGGAAUCAUGUUGGCAAGUGGAAUGACGAUUCUUGUUAUGUGCGAAAAAACUACGUAUGCGCCUUCAAAGUCAUGACAGCUUUGACUUAGACUUGCAGUAGGCUUAGACUGAACUGUUUUAUCUGUCAAUUAACCUUAAAACUUUGCGUUCAAAAUUGUGAAAACGACAUAUUUUUAAAAAUGAAUAAAAAUUUGUUUUAUUA
Pimephales promelas (fathead minnow) is the source of this 826-nucleotide messenger RNA. Its product is annotated as galactose-specific lectin nattectin. The record is from RefSeq and is a predicted model, not a curated record. NCBI's taxonomy places the organism in Eukaryota, Metazoa, Chordata, Actinopteri, Cypriniformes, Leuciscidae.